UCAAUAAUUGAGAAAUCUAUUUAGGGUUUGUUUUGUUUUCUUCUGUCUUGCUUGUUUGAUCAGCAGUGGAAAUUUUGGAUUUGACCAAUUCUUUGUAAUUGGUGAGCUUUAGUUUGGGAAAUUGGUUUUGCCAAGCAGGAUCAGUUUUAACGUUUAGCCAAAUUUCUUAUUUUCUUUUUUUUAACUAGGAGAAAGCUAAGAUCUUUCUGUUUAUACAAAGUAAGUAAUUGUUCUACUUCUUUUUAAUUUCCAGGUCGUCGGAGGCUGCACUUUGCCCUUAGAAUUAAUUGAAGGUGCAUACUGCUACACGCAGUUAUGGGAUUGUGUUAAUUCAUCACUUAAAUCCUUCUAGUUGCAUUGUUGAAUCCACAAAUCUGAAUUUUCUGUGCAUUUUUGUAUUUCUAUUUCUCGGAUGAUGGGUUGGUUCUUUUGCGAUUGCCUCCCUAUUUAGUACCCCUCUUCCUAUUUAGGGGGUUGAGGCGAGAAAUGGCUUGAUGAACCGUUCCGUUCACCAUGCACCAGCUCCAUUCACUUGCUUAUUAUAGAGGCUGUAAGUACACAUUGAGUCUCCGUAUCAGUCAUUGCAGGAGUAUUUGCAACAAGCUUGUUUUAAGUAAGCAUGCUAAGAUAAUAUAGAGGUCUAGCACCACAAUCCACCUAGACGCGGCCAUCAUAAAUGGUUCGUGCGACGGCGGCGGAGACAGGGGUCAGUUUGGCAGUUUAAAAUUGGGUUCAAGUGAAAACGAAAGUACAUAACAGUGGCAGGAUGAACCAGCUGCUUGGACGUUUGGCGAGUUUUAUGAGACAAUCCAUAUUUCAUGUUCUACGCAUGGGUCCCAUUCCCAGUCAUCUUUCGUUCAUAAUGGAUGGAAAUCGGAGGUUUACUAAGAAGGAGAACCUGAAACCAGGGGCUGGUUAUAGGGCUGGGUUUUUAGCUCUUAUGUCCAUGCUUAAGUACUGCUAUGAGUUGGGGGUGAAGCAUGUAACUAUUUUUGCCUUUGGCAUUGAUAAUUUUAAAAGGCGACCUGAUGAGGUUCGGUUUAUAAUGGAUCUGAUACUGGAGAAGACUCUGGGGUUGCUCAAGGAAGAAAGUAUAGUCCAUCAAUAUGGUAUUAGAGUACAUUUUAUUGGUAAUUUGAAGCUUCUAGAUGAGCCACUCAGGGUUGCAGCAGAAAAGGUUAUGAGGACUACCUCCAGCAAUACCAAGUUUGUUCUUUUGAUUUGCGUAGCCUAUUCAUCAACUAAUGAGAUAACCCAUGCUGUUCAACAAUCUUGUAAAGAGAAAUGGAAUGAAAUUGAGCCUUCCAACUAUGAUAAAGUUUUCAAUGAUCUAGUUAAAGUAGAAGUUGGUAAGAAUAUAGAUAAGGCCAUCAUGUGUGGUGCUGGAGAGUCCUGCAAAGAGGAAGCAGAUGAACUCCAAGCAGCGAAAGCAAAGCCAGAAAGUAAUGGUGUGACUAAAGGAGUUGAAGAGAUUUUCAAUGAACACAGUGUCACUGUGAGUACUGUCCAAAGAGCUUUCGGAGACAAAGAUAGAGAAGGUCAAGCGCUGUGGAGUAUUAAAACCGGCGACAGUAGGAUUCGAGAUGAAGAAAGGGAGAAAAUGCAAUCUCAUUCUAUCAUAAAGCAGGUAGAUCUCGAGAAGCACAUGCCCAUGGCAGUAGCUCCUGAUCCUGAUAUACUGAUCCGAACAUCAGGGGAGACCCGUCUGAGCAACUUCCUACUUUGGCAGGCUGGUGACUGCCAAGGGUAUUCUCCGGAUGCAUUGUGGCCAGAGAUUGUUCUGCGACAGUUGGUGUGGGCGGUACUAAACUUCCAGUAUAAUUAUGCUUAUUUGGAGAAGAAAAAGAAGCAGCUGUAGCAUUUAUCUUUCAAGGUGUUUGGAGGAGGAGGAGGAGGUAAGAAUUAUGCAGUUUUAGCCACACUCAGAGUGCAAAAUAAUGCCGGUCUCACAUGUAAGGGAUAGUUCAGUAUAUACUUUCCAAAUCUCGGAAACGCCAGCACCGGAUUCCUGCCAUUUUCCUGCAAAAAAAGCAACUUUAGAAAACUUAAAUUGCUAAGGUUUGGUGUGUUCACUUCAAACUCAUGCUUUGGCAUGGAGUCCAAUACAGAGUAGUUUAGAACUGUGAAGAUAAAUUCGAUGAUGAUGUAGGGAAAAAAGCAUUCAAAUCAUGGAAAUUAAUAUUUACAAUUUAUAAAAUGCAAAAAAGUUAUAUACA
This is a messenger RNA of Ricinus communis (castor bean), 2216 nucleotides long. Its product is annotated as dehydrodolichyl diphosphate synthase CPT3. The transcript is spliced from 2 exons. Bases 767 to 1858 code for a protein of 363 amino acids. Lineage: Eukaryota; Viridiplantae; Streptophyta; Magnoliopsida; Malpighiales; Euphorbiaceae. The record is from RefSeq and is a predicted model, not a curated record. Gene Ontology annotation, biological process: polyprenol biosynthetic process. Gene Ontology annotation, cellular component: endoplasmic reticulum.